UCUGGUUACUUUCGCUACAGUCCGGUCGUGAGAUUACAGAGAGCACACGCACCUUUGAAGAACAUCAUUUGAACCAAACAUGAAGCUACUUCUGUGUUUUGCAGCGCUGGCUGCUGUUUACUGCUCAGUGGAGUCCAAAUUCAAUCCUCCCAAAGUCCAGGUGUACAGCGAAAAACCAGGAAAGUACGGGGAUGACAACAUGCUCAUCUGCCACGUGAGCGACUUCCACCCCCCUGACAUCAGCAUCCAGCUUCUGAAGAACGGACAAGUGAUCCCCAAUGCCGAGCAGACCGACCUGGCCUUCAACGGGAACUGGCACUUCCAUCUGACACAGAACGUGGCCUUCAAACCACAGGAGGGAGAGAUGUACCUCUGUCGCAUCACUCACAACUCCAAAAUGACCGAUUUUGCCUGGGAGUCAAACAUGUAAGGAUGAGCAAAGUUCCAGCCUGGCAAAUUCAUUUCUUCAUCCAUUUGGUUUCAGUGAAGCUGCGCCACCACUCGGCCAGAUGAUUUUUCCAAUGGAAUCGCCAUUGUCAUGUCAUUUUUUUUCUUCUCUUUCUGAAAGGGAUGUCAGGGGGUUUGACUCAAAUUCACUAUUCAAAUCUUCAAUCUACAGGAUUACAAAAUAUCAAGAUUCUUCUGGCUUCACCUUAUCCACAAAUCAAAUUAUCAAUAUCACAGUAGGGGGAAUGUAAAUUUUCAACUGCUUGGUCAUUUAUGAGAGAAAGUAGGAACUGUCAGUCCUUUGUAAUUCAUCACUGUUUUAUGUUUUCCAGCUUUUGAUGUUUUAAAUUUGUUUUAUAUUUGGUUAAAAUAAUAAAAUGUGCUUGUUUAUUUAGACUCUUGACAGUUUGACACUAUUUCACAGAUUAAAAUUGGGUUAACUGGUCUUGUUAAUGACAAGUUAUUUUCUGGACCCGAUAAUAUGAGUGUGUUCUCUCACUUUUGAAUAAACAACUCUUGUGAAAA
Solea senegalensis (Senegalese sole) is the source of this 972-nucleotide messenger RNA. RefSeq names its product beta-2-microglobulin-like. NCBI's taxonomy places the organism in Eukaryota, Metazoa, Chordata, Actinopteri, Pleuronectiformes, Soleidae. The transcript is spliced from 3 exons. Gene Ontology annotation, molecular function: MHC class II protein complex binding. Gene Ontology annotation, cellular component: MHC class II protein complex. The record is from RefSeq and is a predicted model, not a curated record. Bases 80 to 430 code for a protein of 116 amino acids. Gene Ontology annotation, biological process: positive regulation of T cell activation; antigen processing and presentation of exogenous peptide antigen via MHC class II; peptide antigen assembly with MHC class II protein complex.